AACAUACUAGUUACAGCAUCAGCGCGCCUCUUGAAAGUCAGCUUGCCAGUAACAGCAGCGCGUCCCCUGAACGAUAACGAAGAGGUAAUUUUAGGUGAGAAGCCUGACCACGAAGACCGGGGUGAGAAGGUGAUGAAGUGUACUUCAUGAGCUGUAACCGAAAAACUACUGGCUUUUGGAUAGUUUGAGGGAGUGAGUGGAAAAUAUGUGCAAACGCCCCCGAAGAGAGGCACACUGAUAUUCUCUCAUUCUGUUAUUUAGUCUACCCAAGGAGAGCACCACACGACUCUGAAGAACACACAAGGCAGCCAUUUCUGGGAAAAUGCAGGGCCAGAGAGAGAAGACAUUCAUAUUGAUCCUCGUUGCUGCGCUCUCUCACAGGGUGACUCAGGCAAAGGUAAUGGACAUGGUUCCCAAUGCCGUGGAUGACCAGUACACUCACUGUCGGGAGCAGAUGUUGAAGAAGGUUGUGGAAGGGGGUCUGCUGGAAGAAGAACUGAAAGACAGUACAAAGUAUAGGGAUGCCUGGGGGACAAAGCAGUGUACAAAGUUAAUCCCGGGAGGCGUCAAGGAACACACGGAUGCAUUGGUGGCUUAUGGACAUGGGGGAAAUGUGUUCAGAAAGAUGUUCAACGAAGCAGUGGAGACUCAGGGUGGGAAUGUCACUGUGUAUAACGGCAACUUCCGGUUCAAAUCCCUCCACUUCCUUCUAAUGGAUGCCAUGAGGCUUUUGAAGACAGAGAACUGCCAGACUGUGUUUCGUGGCUCAAGCAAAGGGUAUGAGGCACAAGUAGGGUCAGAAGUGCGAUUUGGGAGGUUUACCUCAACCAAGGCCAAGCGUUCCGAUGCGGAGGAAUCUGCUUCAGACAAUGGGAUCCUUUUCAACAUUACUUCUUGCACUGUAGUCAACGUGGAUGAUUACACUUGCUUCUCAGACAGCAUUGAUCAGCUGAUCUCCCCAGCAGAGGUGUUUAGGGUGGCUGAGGUAAAGAAUGUAAAAAAUGUAGAUCACGAGUACAAAGAGAUCGUUUUGACAAGUUCAAGGACCCACAGCAUUGACAGCAUCCGCGACUGUUACCUCUUCCCCAGAUCUCCUACAACUACGAGUCCUCCAUCAAUCACCCCCAAAGGCUCCUCUACUCAAUGGCUUGGCAGUAGCCUGUCUGUUCUUGUGGUUGUAUCUCUCUGUAUCUCCCUGAUCACCAGGACUGAUCAUCUCUGAUAAACUAAAGUGUUGAACGCUAAUAGAUGCGGUAAAGAAGUCAAUGGAACGCAGACCGUGGGGGAUAGAAGGACGCACAUUCAACCAAUCUGAUCUAACAAAAUAGAUAUUUGUCAAAUUGUAAUUUUUGAUGUAUUGUAACAUGCCCAUAAUGUUCUUACUAAAGUUUGAUUUGGAUAUCUGUCUGUUUUCACGGCACAACAUUUAGAAGUAGUCCCUUUUCAGGUUUAGUAGAAGUGACUGCUAAAGGCUAACUCCCAUUUGUAUUGACUGGUAGCAUAGUUAGCAUUGACUGUAAUGCAGUUUAACUGUAGUUUCCUGGUGAUGAUGACAUCAACAUGUAUUCAGGUUGACAUCAAUACCAACAUUACUCUGAUUUUUACCUCAACAUAGUGUGAAACACACAUAAACAAUAGCCUAAAUGUAGGCUAAUUUUGCUGGUGGCCAUUGAGGAGAUACUGGAUCUUUCCCCCAUGCGAUGCGUUUCCAUGGCAUUUCCAUUGUUUUGGUUGAGAUCCAAUGACCUCUUGACUGCAUCUAUUGAAAAGGACAAACAGACACACACAAUUGCAUGUAUGUAAUAUCAGUUUACACAGACACAUAGAUAUUCAUCAAAUGUGACAAAUCGCAAACCUGUCAAAUCCCUCUUAGCAUAAUGAUAUUCUCUUGAAAAAUGUAUUUCUUUGCAUUUGAUUGUUUUUGUGAAAAAAAUAUCAUGGUGAAUAGAUAAUAUUAGAUAAGAUGUUUUAAACAAUAUGUUAUGCAUUUAGCAAAUAUUUUGGUAUCACAACAAUUGACUGGGUGGUGUCCAGUUUUCAUAGAUGUAAUUUAAUUUUCCUCUUGUUUUGUUAUCGAAUAAAGAAACAAGUUGAGCAUUUUUUAGUAUUGGAUAGGACACCUUUUGCAUCUACGCAUUGGGGUGGGAAGGAGCGAUAGAUUUAUUAAAUGUAUUAGAUAAUUAAUAGUAGUAAGCUUCUCCAGCUGGAAACGACUUUACAUUCAUUGGGGUGAUACGCAUGUACAUUCAAUUAAUGAUGUAAGGCUCAUAACCUGACAGUCCAGACAGACAGUAUGUAUGACCUCGUAAUACUUAGGUUGUGUAAUAUGUGUGAUGGGAAAUGACUGUCAUACCUAUGAGGGAUGUGGACAGAGAGUGCCCUUUCUCCAAGCUCAAGCCAUGCUCAAAAUCACAGUAGCACUAGCCUUUAGGUCUUAGUUACAAGGUGUUUGCACUGACUCAAUCACAGCUACAGCCACACAUGUUUUGGCUAAUAUUUCAUCCUUAUCCUGGAACCUGCAUGUUGUGCAGGCUUUUGUUCCAGCCCAGCACCAGCUCACUGGAUACAACUAAUCAACCGACCAUAAAGCCCUUGAUUAGUUGAAUCAGAUGUUUUAGUACUGGACUGGAACUAAAACCUGCACACACUGUGUGACCUGGACCAGAAUUGAAGAACAAUUCAUUUGAGUCUUGCCUCAUUGAAACACAAGGGGGUUUCUGCAAAGAAGAGUUGAGGUCAAGCCUGCCUUACAACUGUGGUGCAAAUAUCAAUACACACAGGUCCUGGUAUAACUGAGGUAACUUACACUGUUCUAAGAAGUUUCAUUAGUUGUUACCUUAUUUCUUAUUCUUACUCGUAUAUAUAAAUAUAUAUAUAUUUUUAACUGCAUUGUUGGUUAGGGGCUCAUAAGUAAGCAUUUCACUGUAAGGUCUACUACACCUGUUGUAUUUGGCGUAUGUGACUAAUAAAAUUAGAUGUGAUUUGAA
This is a messenger RNA of Oncorhynchus masou masou (cherry salmon), 2987 nucleotides long. Its product is annotated as T-cell ecto-ADP-ribosyltransferase 2-like. The record is from RefSeq and is a predicted model, not a curated record. Gene Ontology annotation, molecular function: NAD+ poly-ADP-ribosyltransferase activity; NAD+-protein-arginine ADP-ribosyltransferase activity. The coding region runs from base 323 to 1222 and encodes 299 amino acids. NCBI's taxonomy places the organism in Eukaryota, Metazoa, Chordata, Actinopteri, Salmoniformes, Salmonidae. The transcript has 5 exons.